Molecule: messenger RNA, 1131 nt
Organism: Homarus americanus (American lobster)
Lineage: Eukaryota; Metazoa; Arthropoda; Malacostraca; Decapoda; Nephropidae
Product: homeobox protein 2-like
Exons: 3
Coding region: 21-1022 (333 amino acids)
Cellular component (GO): extracellular region
Molecular function (GO): chitin binding
Source: RefSeq, a predicted model, not a curated record
UCUUCUCAACGUCAACAGUCAUGAAGAUCCUCGUCAUCGUGGUGGUGGUGACGGCGCUGGCUGCUGGUCAACAGUUCCAGCAGACGAGGGACUUCACUCCUGCUGUCAGGCUUGCUGAUCAGGGAUUCUUCCAGCAAACUGGAAGCUCUACUUUAAGGUCUGCGGAUAACAACAAGAAUCAGUUCCAGAGUUCCUCCUUCCAGUCCAACAACAACUUACAAGACACUCAGAGAGACAACUUCAGGUCUGGUUUGGUUGACAGCAGCGUCUCCAGACAGUCUGGCACCUUCCUCAACAAUGUCCAGUUCAGAGCAAAUGUUGCUGACCGCAGUAACGUCCAGGAUAAAUCACUGAAGCAGAAUCAACGCAACAACGUCAACACAGAUAACUUCCAGCAGAGAACUAGAAGCAACUUCCAGUCAGAUGCCGCAAGGCAAAAUAUUGACAAUACAUUCCAGAGCAGCUCAUCCCAACAAAGUAGAAAUGAUGGCUUCAAGACAGUCAACUCACAGCAGAAUUCUGGUAACCGUUUCCAGGGUAACUUCAACCAACAAAUUACGGAUGGUAGGUUCCAGGAUGCCACUACCAGAUCCCAGAUCAACACAAACGAUCGCUUCACCCAGCAAAAUCAGUUCCAGGAUAAUACUUUCCAAAGAUUUGGUUCUUCAUUUGAGAAUUCUGACGACACCAUCAGCGGCGUCUAUGAACCUCUGAACCUUCCCUCUGGCGCCAGCGUCCUGAUGGGUAGCAUCUCCACGUCGUUCAACUGCCUUGACCGUCCCUACGGCUACUACGCCGACCAAGACAACUCCUGCCGCGUCUUCCAUGUGUGUAAUCCCGCCCUCUUCUCUGACGGUGCUAUCCAGACCUUCCAAUACAGUUUCAUGUGCGGAGAGGGAACCGUGUUCGACCAGAAGGAGAUGACCUGCGUGAUGGAGUCGUCGGCCACCCCCUGCCAGGAAGCCUCCAACUACUACGUCAGGAACCAAGAGUUCGGUCGUCUCGAGGACAGGCAGUUCUAAACUCCCCUAACCUUCAUUGUGUUAUGAACCUGACAUCACUAACGAACAGUAAAGACAGUGUUAGUACUAUAGUGGUAUAGUUAUAUACAAGCAAUAAAUGAUGAUUUUA